AUGCCUGAAGCUGAGCCUGUGGCCACGCCAGCAGCUCUGUGUCAUCGUAGUAGCAGCAGCAAAGAGAGCAGCUGCAGCAUGUGCUGCUUGCAUGCGGGUAGAGCACCCUCCGUGGGGUCUCCUCAGUGCAGCAGCACCUACAGCCUGCAAGACGCAGCAACAACAGGCAGCAGCCACAGCAGCAACAGGCGCAGCAGCAGCAACUGCUGCUUCUGCUCGCAAAGGAGUUCCUCUCUCUCCCGCCUCAAUACAGCAAGCACCGUAGCCACCAGCAGCAGCAGCAGCAGCCCUCAGCAGGUCUUAUCCUUAGGCGACUCCUUCUCCCCGACUUCUUACUCACCAUCCAGUGCAGCAGCAGCAACAGCAGCAGCAGCAGCAGACGUGAAUGAGAAGGGCCCAUGUGCUGCGACAGGUGAUUUAUCUCCUUUGCAUUCUUCGGCGUUCAGCGCAUCUUCCGUUCCCCCUUCGCUGCAUGCAGCAGCAGCAGCAGCAGCAACAGCAGCAGCAGCAGCAGCAGCCACAGCAGCAGCAGCAGCAGCAGACGAAUGCGUCAGUUGCUGCAUCUCCCAAACAGCAAAAGGGCUCGGAGAAAGUGCUGCUGCUGCGCACUUGCCGUGGCUGCCGAGGUCACUUGCUGCUCCCAGCAGCUGCAGCAGCAGCAGCAGCAGCAGCAACAGCAGCAGCAGCAGCAGCUACAUAGGCGACCACAACAGAUACACCAGAGCCCCAGGCAGUGCCCAUAGAAAUCUCCGGUGCUGCUGCUUUGUCUCUCCUUUAGGAGGAGACACAGGAGACGUCGAUGCGGGGCCUUCAACUCCAGCAGCAGCAGCAGCAGCAGCAACAGCAGUAACAGCAGCAACAGCAGUAACAGCAGCAACAGCAGUAACAGCAGUAACAGCGUCAGCAGCAACAGCAGCAACAGCAGCUAAUCGCAGCAGCAAAGAGCAGCGGGUGGCAUCUGCCUAUCUACGGCCGCCCCCCGUAAAUUUGGGCGGCUGUAUGCCAACUCAAAUGCAGCAGCAGCAACAGCAGCAGCAACAGCAGCAGCAUCAGCAGCAACAGCAGCAGCAGCAGCCUGGAGCAGCAGCAGACGAACAACAACUGCUGCUGCCGAUCCCAGCGAGGCGCGCUGCUGCUCCCCUGCAGUCUUUUCACAGUGGAUGGCCUAGACAGGUCUCUCCUCAGCAGCAGCAGCAGCAGCAGCAGCAGCAGCAAGAUGCAGCAGCAGCAGAACAGCUCACCAGCGGCCCCGAGUCUCCUUGCAGAGGCAUUGCGAAGCAUGUCUCCUUUGGGAGUCCCCUUGUUGUCCAGGUGUAUGAAUAUGCUUCCCCAGAGGGCUCUGGAGGAGCGAGCAGCAGCAGCCCCCCAUCCCUCUUCGAUGUCUCUGCACAGCAGCAGCAGCAGCAGCAACAGCAGCAGCAGCAGCAACAGCAGCAGCAGCAGCAGCAACAGCAGCAGCAGCAACAGCAGCAGCAACAGCGCAGCGCAUACGCUGCUUCGCCGUCUCCCUCACGCAUUAGCUCAGGCGUAUACCCAAUGCCCUCCAACGGCGAGCCACCGCAGCAGCAGCAGCAACAACAACAACAAGCGCAGCGACAGCAGCAACAGCAGAAGCAGCAGCCACAGCAGCAGCAGCAACAGCAGCAACAGGUAUUUUUGUCUUUUCAGGCCUCGGGGUCUCCCCGCAGUUUGCGCCGUCAUCGCGAUUGGUCUCCCCCUUCAGCUGCUGCUGCUGCAGGAGAGCAGCAGCAGCAGCAGCAACAGCAGCAGGACGAGAGGAGAAAAGCCCGCCAGCCGCCGUGGACAGGUAGCAACAGCAGCAGCGGAAGCAGCAGCAGCAGCAACGAGAGCUGCGCAUACACCUCAAAUGAUGGCGUCAACAGCCCAGUGGAUUGCUUCACAUACAGACACGCAGAUCGUGCUGCUGCUGCUGCUGCUGCUGUUAAUGGCCAGCUUCGGUCUUACGCAGAGCGGCUUGCAGCAGCAGCAGCAGCAGCAGCUGCUGCCGCUGCUGCUACUGCUCCGGCUGCUGCAGCACCAGCGGGACCAACUGCUCCUCCAAGCAUCCUGCAGAGUGAUGCAGCAACAGCAGAGAAAGAUUUAGCAGCAGCAGCAGCAGCUACUGCUGCUACUGCGGCUGAGGAUCGUGCUGCUGCUGCCAAUACGGGGACGAACGCAGCAGCAGCAGCAGCAGCAGCAGCACCAGCAACAGCAGCAGCAACAGCGGCAGGGGGACCCAUGAAGAUUAGCAAGCUGCACGAAAGCAGAAGCAGCAACAACGCUCACCUGCAGCAGCAGAAGCAGCAGCAGCAGUGUUGUUAUAACGCAGCGAACGCAGCAACGAGUGCUGGUGCGUCAACAGCAGCAGCAGCAGCACCCGAAGCCACAUAG
This is a messenger RNA of Eimeria acervulina, 2391 nucleotides long. RefSeq lists its product as hypothetical. Lineage: Eukaryota; Apicomplexa; Conoidasida; Eucoccidiorida; Eimeriidae. The record is from RefSeq and is a predicted model, not a curated record. The coding region runs from base 1 to 2391 and encodes 796 amino acids. The transcript is spliced from 2 exons.